This is a messenger RNA of Cantharellus anzutake, 861 nucleotides long. RefSeq lists its product as uncharacterized. The transcript has 6 exons. The record is from RefSeq and is a predicted model, not a curated record. NCBI's taxonomy places the organism in Eukaryota, Fungi, Basidiomycota, Agaricomycetes, Cantharellales, Hydnaceae. Bases 1 to 861 code for a protein of 286 amino acids.
AUGAAGAAGCCGCAGGGUGUGCAGGCAUGUGCGUCCGAGGCCAAUGAUCUCCAUCAGGUUCUGAUGCUCGAUCUCCAAUGCGCAUUACAUUGGAGAGGUGUGAUCACUAUUUAUGCAGACGGAGAAAUGAAGGACAACGGGUCACUUAAUGGGUCGGAAACGCUUCGUUGCAUCGUAACAAUCAAUAUCCUCAAACAUCUUGUCUUGGAGGUCAAUGUUUCUGGCGCCACUGGCCAGUGUUCCAAACCAAACUCGGGCCCCAAGAAGCCAUGGACUGUUGGCACCAUCAUCAGCUUAUGCACAGGAUUUGGUGGGAAACUUCCUACUUUUGGCUUUGUUUUCUGCAAGGCGGUCCUUGAAGGCACAAGACUCCCUGAUAUCAUUCAUUUCGCCAUCGGCGCAAAGGUUAUGGUGAUGUCAAACAUAAACAUGGAUAUGAAUAUUGCCAAUGGUACUUGCGAAUAUGGCAAUCCAAGCCGGAUGGGGGACAUACCCGAUGGGGUGGUGCCAAUUUUCCCUAAGUACCAACUGAAGAUUGGAGGAGGGAAAGCCAAAAGUGUGAAGUGGAAACAACUCCCUAUAACUGGAGCAUAUGGUUCCACGGACUAUCGCGCGCAUGUAAUAAUCAACCUCACAACUCCUCCUACUGGAGCACUGACACCAUUCAGUGCAUACGUUGCAUUAUCGCGUAGCUCAGGGAGAAAAACCAUCCGCUUAUUGAGAGAUUUCGAUGAAACCCUUUUCACACGGCCUGUGUGUGAGGCUCUAAAGUGGGCGGACUCACAGUUUGAAGAGUUGAACAAGAAGACAAAGGAACAUUGGGAACAGCGUUGCAUUGCUGGAAUGAUGGCACACACAUGA